AUGGCACUAAGUUAUGCGGAAGCGCUUUCGCCUUAUCAAAAUAAAGGAAUUUUGGGACUUCCAGAAGUUACCGAAGAUUUAGCUGCGCUGGAACGAAAAGUCGGCGAGUUGGCCGAACUGCUAUUGAAAAGCCGUUGUUGUGUGGUACAUACUGGUGCCGGAAUCAGUACCGCUGCCGGUAUCCCGGAUUUUCGUGGUCCAAAAGGUGUGUGGACAUUGGAAGCAAAGAACGAGAAAUACGAUGAAAAAGCAGCUAUCGACUUUGCGGAUGCACACCCCACAUAUACGCAUUAUGCAAUCAAUGCACUGGAAAGUAGAAAUAUCGUUAAAUUCCUUGUUACGCAAAAUGUUGAUGGUUUGCAUGUUCGUUCGGGAUUCCCGUUAAAUCGUAUUGCCGAGUUGCAUGGGAAUGUUUUCUUGGAGAAAUGUGGCACAUGUCGCAGGUGA
This is a messenger RNA of Gongylonema pulchrum, 447 nucleotides long. Lineage: Eukaryota; Metazoa; Nematoda; Chromadorea; Rhabditida; Gongylonematidae. The record is from the annotation of a GenBank genome assembly.